UGUUUUAUGUUUAGGGCAGUCCCUCCAGUGUCGGCGUAAUCGCUGACAACAGCUGUGAUUCCAUCCUAAGAAAGACUGUCUUACUGUGUGUCUUUUCCCUUUCCUUUCUAAGCUCCAAAAUGUUCACACUCUCCGAGCUUUUAACGCUUCUUGCGGUCUGCAUUUCCACAGUAUCGUGUUAUUUUGUCAGUAUAGAUGCACACGCCGAGGAGUGCUUUUCCGAACAGGUCACAUCGGGCACUAAAAUGGGCCUCAUUUUCGAGGUAGCAGAAGGAGGCUUCUUGGAUAUCGAUGUAGAGAUCACAGGGCCUGAUGGUAAAGGGAUUUAUAAAGGAGACCGUGAGUCAAGUGGGAAGUACACAUUUGCUGCUCAUAUGGAUGGAACAUAUAAAUUCUGCUUUAGCAAUCGAAUGUCCACCAUGACACCAAAGAUAGUAAUGUUCACCAUUGACAUUGGAGAGGCUCCAAAAGGACAAGAUAUGGAAACGGAAGGUGGUGGGGAUACUUGGGAUGCUCAUCAGAAUAAGUUAGAGGAGAUGAUUAAUGAGUUGGCGGUAGCCAUGACUGCUGUGAAGCAUGAACAGGAAUACAUGGAAGUCCGUGAAAGAAUACACAGAGCAAUUAAUGACAACACAAACAGCAGAGUGGUUCUGUGGUCCUUCUUUGAAGCCUUGGUACUGGUUGCAAUGACACUUGGACAGAUCUACUACUUGAAGAGGUUUUUUGAAGUACGAAGAGUUGUUUAGAAUUUGGUGACAUUUCAUAUACACAAUUUAAUGGUUACCAAAAUACCUUGAGUGAAGCAACUUAAGUUCAACCUUUUCAGUCUUUAUUUCAUUUCACUGUUUCAACUUCUUUGUACUUCAGAGGAGGCUUUUUAUAUUUGUUGUACAAUAAACUAUUACACUGUG
Protopterus annectens (West African lungfish) is the source of this 911-nucleotide messenger RNA. It is a transcript of the gene TMED2, whose product is annotated as transmembrane p24 trafficking protein 2. Gene Ontology annotation, cellular component: Golgi apparatus; COPII-coated ER to Golgi transport vesicle; endoplasmic reticulum. The record is from RefSeq and is a predicted model, not a curated record. Lineage: Eukaryota; Metazoa; Chordata; Ceratodontiformes; Protopteridae. The coding region runs from base 120 to 746 and encodes 208 amino acids. Gene Ontology annotation, biological process: endoplasmic reticulum to Golgi vesicle-mediated transport; Golgi organization; intracellular protein transport. The transcript has 5 exons.